Messenger RNA from Necator americanus (New World hookworm), 357 nucleotides. RefSeq lists its product as uncharacterized. The record is from RefSeq and is a predicted model, not a curated record. NCBI's taxonomy places the organism in Eukaryota, Metazoa, Nematoda, Chromadorea, Rhabditida, Ancylostomatidae. Bases 1 to 357 code for a protein of 118 amino acids. The transcript has a single exon.
AUGCACUUCGAUCGCCUUCGCUAUCUUCCCCAUUACCCUACGCUUAUCGCUCGCAGUCGCUACCGUAUCGGCACAUCGGGGCCUACCGUACUUGUUCGGAGACCAUGUGCUUGUGCGGCGUGUGCCUGCGCAUGUGUCCCGGUUCUUGCAGUCCCAGGCGUCUCGUUGUCUAUUGAUAUUCAGAAGGGAGAGCGACUGGGAGCCAACUGUGAAUUAAACGAUAAAUCGCACGCGGUUUCAUGUGAUUUUCAAUGGGCCCAUAAAUGGGAGACAGCGAUAGUGUUAUUCACGAGGAGAGCACAGAGACGUUCGGAAAAGCAGGCUAGACCUGCUUGUGUGCGUUAUGUGGUCGGUUAG